UUAUAUAAAAAUGUACCACUUAUUUUGACAGUUGACGUCAAGUUUACCAAAAUUUACAGUGUGAUGGUGUGUACUCUUAAAAUUAAUUAAUCUUAAUUAUGAAUCAAAAGCAACAAGGAAAACCUAUUAAUAAAAAAGGACGUCCGAUUGCCGUUGCAAAUAAUGGCAUAGAACCAAGGGUCAUGGAAUCACCAAUAACAGAGAUCGUUGAAGCAAGCGACUCCAAGAGUUCUCAAGAAGAAUCAAAGGUAGACCCCGUCGAAGAUAUUCAAGAACAGUACGAAACCACUGAAGCUUUUAAAUCAGAAGUAGAGAGAUUCAUAGAAAUAUCGAAAUAUUUUUCGAGCCCUUUGAGAAAAACUGCGUCUUACGUCUGCGAAAAUAGUCUAGUAUCUUAUCCUAAUCCGUAUCGUAUAGAAUACAAGCGGGGCAGCGUAACAACAGAGCACAUAAAGUUCAGCAAUUUAACUCUAGAACCGGUAUACAUAAAGCUAUAUAAGCUCGUACCAGAUUUAGAACAGCUUAAAUAUAUCAAUCUUUCACUAUCGAGAUGUAAAAGAAUACCACCGGGACUGUCUUUCAAUUUGGGUUUUGUAUAUGACGACUUGAACGAAAAGCCUCCGUGCAAUGCGAAAAUGGUGUUUGUGGCUUCACGAAAAACGACUACACCCUGUUAUCAGAUAUGCGAAAUUGAUUUACAAAUAAGCGCUCAGAAGGUUCCGCUUGUAACUGUUUAAUUUAUUAUUUUUACAACAUACCUAUUUAAAUACUAUUUCAGAAAUAAAACAUACGUUUCAUUUUCUUCGU
Molecule: messenger RNA, 807 nt
Organism: Maniola jurtina (meadow brown)
Lineage: Eukaryota; Metazoa; Arthropoda; Insecta; Lepidoptera; Nymphalidae
Exons: 1
Coding region: 99-737 (212 amino acids)
Source: RefSeq, a predicted model, not a curated record